GCGCCACCGCAUCUUCUCCACGUUGCGAUCUGAGACGCACCUGAGCGCACGAUGUCUGGCCAGCGCUGCGUAAUCUCCGCCCGCAUCAUCGGAGCCCUGCACCGGGACGCGCCCAAACUCAAAAUGUUCAUGAUAUCUGUGUCAUGGUCUGACCAGAGUGAAGUGAUUGUUUACAGGUCCUUUCAUGAUUUCAAGAAAUUCCAUGGGCAGCUGAAAAAGAAGUUCCCCACUCUGAGUCUGUUUCAGAAAAGCGACCGGAUGAUCCCCAAAUUUAAAUUAAAAGCCAUAAAAAGCAGCAUGCCGCAGAAAGGAUUCAACCGAUCGAUUCAACGCCUGAGGUUCCUGGAGAGCUACUGUGCCAAGCUGCUGCAGUGUGACUUGACCGUGAUUCAGAGUUCAGAGGUCACGCAGUUCUUCAUGCCCAAGGAUCACGACCUGCAGCCAGAUUUCACCAAGAACAGCUUCAUGCUUGUGCUCUCCGACGGCGUGUCAGGUGAUGGGGGCCAAGAUGGCACCCGGCAACUCCAAUCCAACAUCACGCACCCGUUAAUCACUCAGACGUACUGCUGCGUGGCCGAGUAUGAGACAAAGGACACCAAGAACCGUCCUUUUAAAGUCGCCAUGGAUGAGAAGCUGGACGUUCUCAUCAAAGAUCCUGCAGGUUGGUGGCUGGUAGAGAAUGAAGAAAAACGUCUGGCUUGGUUCCCUGCACCCUACCUGGAGUUACGGGACCAGGAGGAAGAUGAAGUCCAGGGAUUUCCACAGGGAGCCUCUCUGUACUGCGCUGUCAAGACUUACUCCACUAAGGAAGCUGAUGAGGUGUCUGUGGUCAUCGGAUCUGUGGUGGAAGUGCUCAGGAAGUCUGACAACGGCUGGUGGCUCAUCAGAUUCAGUGGUAAAGUGGGUUAUAUACCCUCCAUGUACCUCCAACCUUACAGCAACCCUCGUGCGGGUCUCUACAGCAUGCAGAAGAAGCUGCAGAGCUCCACUCUGACCCUUAGCCAGACGGGAGUUUCUUAUCCGCCCAGCGACAAUAAAGAAAGCAAAUUUCAGCGAAAAAGUGAGGGAGACGUGCACGCGUUCCUCCAUAAGGCCCGAUCCGUGGACGUCCUCUCUGACAGCUGGGCCCAGAAUCCACUGCCUAUCCAGACGGAUGACAGCACCGCGGAUAAGACUUUCCGCAAAAUGAGCACCGCCUCCAGCGUCUCCACCUACAGCAACUACUCCACCUCCAGUUUAGGGGAGGAGGAUCUGAGCAGCAGCCUCAAUCUGAGUCACAUCAGCCUGGGUUUUGCCAGUUGUCUCUCAGUACGGCCCAAAAGCAGCCAGGGGAGCCCCACUCCUCCCACGGUGCCGCCGAGACCUAAGACCGAGGAGAUCCUCACCCGCUGCACCACCAUGACCCGCAAGGCAGCAAGGGCCACCAAGAUGAGGAUCCAGUCUCAAGAAGAGUCCAUCCAAAGCCGCUAG
Molecule: messenger RNA, 1470 nt
Organism: Thalassophryne amazonica
Lineage: Eukaryota; Metazoa; Chordata; Actinopteri; Batrachoidiformes; Batrachoididae
Product: NADPH oxidase organizer 1-like
Exons: 8
Coding region: 52-1470 (472 amino acids)
Biological process (GO): superoxide anion generation
Cellular component (GO): cytoplasm
Molecular function (GO): phosphatidylinositol binding; protein binding; superoxide-generating NADPH oxidase activator activity
Source: RefSeq, a predicted model, not a curated record